AUGGCCGCCAGUACCUGGGGGGAGUACCUUGGAAAGACAGGAUGGGAGAAGAUCCCCUGCAUACCUGCAUACCCGCAAACCUGCAUACCCGCAUACCUGCAUACCUGCAUACCUGCAUACCUGCAUACCUGCAUACCUGCAUACCUGCAUACCUGCAUACCUGCAUACCUGCAUACCUGCAUACCUGCAUACCUGCAUACCUGCAUACCUGCAUACCUGCAUAUACCUGCACAUACCUGCAUACAGGUGGCGAAACGAGUACUAAUACUCCUUGCCGAGGCAUUGUCUAAGGCAAAGGAUUACGCUAGCCAUUCUAAGACUCCUCCGCGCGCAGGUCGCACGUAUCUGGGGACGCAACAAUUAUACCAAGUCAUGUAG
Molecule: messenger RNA, 378 nt
Organism: Volvox carteri f. nagariensis
Lineage: Eukaryota; Viridiplantae; Chlorophyta; Chlorophyceae; Chlamydomonadales; Volvocaceae
Exons: 2
Coding region: 1-378 (125 amino acids)
Source: RefSeq, a predicted model, not a curated record